AUGAAGGCUCAUCUUGCAGAGCUGGAGAAAGCUAAUGCCCAGCUCGAGGAGGAGAAAGCUGCCACUUUCAAGAUAAUCGAAAAUGAAAAGGCCCGCCUCCUAAAUGAGUUCCAAGAGAAGAAAGACAAAGCGGUCGAUCAAGCCAUGUACAAGAUCUGGGCUAACAAUGCUGACCUCGAUACCAGCUUCCUAGGUCCUCUUGAGGCGAAGCUCGUAGAUCAGUGGAAUGCUCGACUUGAGGCGGAGGAGGCUGCUCGGGAGGCUGCUCAGGAGGCUGCUCAGGAGGCUGCUCGGAAGGAUAGUCAUGCUAUUCGUCUUGGGGGGUCUAGUGCUGCUAGUGCCGAGAAGUCUUGUUUAGCUCAAAUUUGCGAUGUUUCCCGGAUCCAAGCUCAAAGAGUUGAGCUUAGGGCCGCCCUGGCUACAUCCCAAGACAACGAGCGAAUUGCCAAGGAACAGGUCAUUGAAGCAAGCCGGCGACGAGACAAGUUGCAGGUCGAGGUUGACAGCCUCAACAAGAAACUUAAGGAAGUCAAUGUGCUCAAAAAUAAACUGUCUGAGGUCAAAGUGAAAGCCAAGGAGGAUUCCGAGAAGGCGAAGAAAGAUGUUGAGCAGGUGAAGCAAGAUGUUGGCGAAGCAACGAACGCCCUGGAGGAGAUGCUUUAUCGGUGUUGGGCAUACUACCAGGAAGGGGAUUUCUCCUUUCUGGAUACGAAGCUUUGGGGACGUUAUCUUACCAAGUUCCAUAGUCGACUCUCGCAAGAGCCCUCCGAGACCGUGGAGGCUUCUGGAGCUGCUGAGGGGGGUGAUGAUGAGGUGACAUCACAAGGGCAAGUUAUCGGAGCUCAGUGA
Molecule: messenger RNA, 849 nt
Organism: Humulus lupulus (European hop)
Lineage: Eukaryota; Viridiplantae; Streptophyta; Magnoliopsida; Rosales; Cannabaceae
Exons: 2
Coding region: 1-849 (282 amino acids)
Source: RefSeq, a predicted model, not a curated record